AUGGUGGAUCCAAGCAACGCUCCUCAAAAGGGAGCUCGUAAGGACGGUGGUCGUCAAGCGAAACAGGAGCGCGAAAAGUCCAAGAAGGCAAAUGGCGCGCCACUCACCGCGUCAGGCGUCGUAGCAAACCAGGCUCUUGGGGCUCAGAAGACAAUCCAGGAGAGCCAAUUGAUGACAGGAAGUGUACUUUCCGCUCCGAAAGAAGGUUCUGAGGCUGCUGUAAAGCCGAAGAAAAACAAGCCACGUCCGAGCAAAUCUGCGCGUGCAAGAAUACAAGCAGCAAAAGCUUCGCUAACGACAGAACCGCCUCUUUCAUCUACAGGAAUAGUGAAACUAGCCCGUGAUGUCAAAGAGCCCCGACUAACCACAGUACCUGCGUCGGCAUCGUCUUCUCGAGUACCAUCGCCCAAGAAUACGCAUUCUAGUGCGACACCUCCAACCCCAACCCCAACAAAAGUUGUUGAAUCUACACCAGAUCCAACUCAUAAGUCAUUCUCGAGAAGGGGGCCCUCAAAAACAAAACCAUCAGCAUGGAAGACAGCAUGGAUGCUCAAGGAGACCACUGGGAGGCAUAUCCUCACCAUCGACACUACGUCAUUGCAACCCGACAAUAACCCCGUCCACUCUACAGAGGGCUUCGAAACUCUUUGCAGCUACAAUUGGCAGAAUGACGGUACCAUCUACAUCCCCGGCGGGCCUCCAAAAUGGACACCUCUUCCAUUACCAACUACCCUAGCACAGGACGCUGGACACCACUUCAUCGACCAAAACGCCGCCCGCGUCCCCAAAUACCCCUUCGAGCCCGCUUUCCGCGCCCUCUCCCUCAUGAAUCCCGGGACAAACCUAACCGCCGUCGACAUCGUUGCCAACCGCAACUCUCUCCGCAAACUCCUUGAUCUAUCCGCUGGCAAAAAACUCGAUCCCUUCUGCAUGGGCCUCAACCUUGUCAACAGCACCCUCGUGAUAAGCCGUAAAGAGCGUACUGCCCAGCACAUGGUGCACGGCGCCCCAAACUCCGGUUACGGGCAUAACUUUGAAAAAGCAUUUACCACGCCCGACAAGGAUCUAGGAAACUCAAGUAGCCAUCAUAGAGUGAUUCGGUAUCGAAUUGGGCCGUUGGACUGCGUUGUUAGGUUUGAAGUCGAUGCUUACUACGACGACUCGGAGCACGAUACAACUGAUGCGCUCACAGCUGCGAUGGAGAAACUAGAAGUAGCAGAGUACGCUUCGUCCUCGACCCCCAUGCAACCACCAGAUGCACCCACGAUCGCUAUCGAAAAAGGCACUUUCAUCUCUCCCUCCCUCCUCGCAGAAAUCAAAGCUAAGAAACUAAAUCGUAUGGCCGAUGCCAUGCCGCAGCUAUGGUUCGGUCGCACGCCGUAUUUUAUCAAUGGGAAUCAUGAGAAGGGGACGGUGCACUCGGUUAGUAUUACGCGGGCGGAAGAGCAGUUUGGGAAGUGGGAAGCGGCGAAUCAGGAGAAGCUGAGGAAGAUGGUGGGGUUGCUGGUGGGUAUUAAACGGACAGUGAGGGGGAUCAGAGGCGGGGCGGCGGUGCUGGUGUAUGAUGUCAAAGGAGGCCCGUUGAAGGUUUAUCGGGCGAGGAGUGAGCAGGGGGUUUUGCCGAAGGAUAUCGUUGAGAAGUAUUGGGGUGUGUGA
Bipolaris oryzae ATCC 44560 is the source of this 1656-nucleotide messenger RNA. RefSeq lists its product as uncharacterized. The transcript is spliced from 3 exons. The record is from RefSeq and is a predicted model, not a curated record. The coding region runs from base 1 to 1656 and encodes 551 amino acids. Lineage: Eukaryota; Fungi; Ascomycota; Dothideomycetes; Pleosporales; Pleosporaceae.